AUGGCGAUGCUGUUAGACCAAUACGUGGUGGAGUUGGGGCAACUUUGGUGGCUAACCAACCAAGAGAUUCAAGAGGCGGCGGCCGCGCAUCCGGAGCAGGUCCAAAAGGCAAGAGCGGCUUCAGGACUCCCUGAUCACGAGGCACGUCCAGGCUUCAGGGUGGGCAUCGUUGUCUUUGCGGCUGAAGACUCACCGAGCUUCUCCGUAGAGUACCAGCUGGAUGAGCACACAGUUCAAGUUGUCCAGGUGCACCGUGGCCAUGAGUUUUUGCCGUGGCCUGCCCUGCUCCAGAUGGGUCGAAAGAAUCUUCGAUGUGUGGAUUGGGCAGCCCUGAGCCCAGAAGUGUUAAAGGGAUCAGGUGGGGGCAACAUGAGUGACUUCGCUCUGUCACGAUCUGUGAGGCGUGGUGAAAUCAUCGACUUUUUCGUUUCCCACUCUUCGUCAGACAGCCCAGCUCGAAAAUGGAAAGCUUUUCAGCUUGUGGCAGAGGACUUCUACGAGAAGAACGGUCGGUAUCCCACCUUUUGGAUUGACAAAUUUUGCAUUAACCAAAAGCAAAUCGCUGAUGGCUUGCGGGUUCUCCCGGUGAAUGUCAUGUCGUGUCGGAAGAUGCUGUGCCUGAGCGGGAAAACUUAUCAUGCCCGGCUUUGGUGCGCUUGGGAGCUCUGUGUUCCGCUGUCAUUUAUGUCAAUGCAGAUGGCAGUGAAGCAGAUCGUUGUCGUUCCGCUUGUGGAAUCUGCCUUGGUUGCUCUCACCGUUUUUGAUUCGUCAGAAGCUCGCUGUUACGAUCCGAAUGAGGAACACCGUCUGCGCCGAGUGAUUGAAGCAAUUGGACAGCAGCGCUUUGAGAUCAAGAUCCGAGCUUUGGGGCAGUUGCUGCUCGACCGUCAUGUGAACGGUGACAGCCUCUUCAUGGCAACCGGCAGUGGCCUUGAGUUGGAGCCCGAGAGUGAGGUGGAAGCAAGACAAUCUGGGACAGAUGGCCUUACAGGUUCUACACGUCCUACAGGUGCUCCACGUCCUACCCCACCGACAGAGCAGGUGGACGGCGAGCCAAUGAUUCAAGUGAUGUUCUGA
Symbiodinium natans is the source of this 1077-nucleotide messenger RNA. The record is from the annotation of a GenBank genome assembly. Lineage: Eukaryota; Dinophyceae; Suessiales; Symbiodiniaceae.